Rubroshorea leprosula is the source of this 1538-nucleotide messenger RNA. Lineage: Eukaryota; Viridiplantae; Streptophyta; Magnoliopsida; Malvales; Dipterocarpaceae. The record is from the annotation of a GenBank genome assembly.
GAGUACAUAAAUGAUUACAAUUGUAAGAUUAUGUGCCAACCAGGGAAAGCAAAUGUUGUAACAGAUGUGUUGAGUAGGAAGCCUGUUUCCCUUGCCGCAAUCAAAAUUAGAGAGUGGGGGUUGUUGGAAGCAUUUAGAGAUUUGAGAAUUCAAAUUCUCGAUCAACAACCUAGGGUAGUUUUAGCAAGUAUGAGCUUACAACUAUAGUCACUUAAGAGAAUCAAAGAGGCCCAGCAGAAGGAUUACUUGCUGCAAAAAUGGGUGAGUGAUGAAGAAAAGAAAAAAAAUCUUGGGUUAGAAAUGGCAUGUGGUGGUGUAAUCAGGAUGGGUCGUGGAAUAUGCAUUCCUGAGGAUGUAGAAUUGAGAAAAGGAGCUGCUGCAAUAGGCACAUAACUCCAAGUAUUCAAUUCAUCCUAGUUGUACAAAAAUGUACAAUGAUUUGAAGCAAAAUUACUGGUGGGAUGGAAUGAAAAAAGAUGUGGCAGAACUUGUAGCUAAGUGCAUGACCUGCCAAGUGGUAAAGGCUGAGCACCAGAAACCUGCCGUUGAACUUCAACCUUUGCCUAUCCCGGAGUGGAAAUGGGAGGAGGUGACUAUGGACUUUGUACUUGGACCACCUGAAACAAAGAAGCAGUCCAAUGCAAUUUAGGUUGUAGUAGACAGACUUACCAAGUCAGUGCAUUUAUUCCAGUAUGGAAGAAUCAUGACUUGAAUGAGCUGGCUGCCAAAUACUUCCAGGAAGUUGUUAAACUGCAUGGUGUACCAGUUAGAAUAAUUUCUGACAGGGAUAGAAGAUUGAGAGCUUUGCAAGAAGCUUUAGGCACAGAACUAGGGAUGAGCACUGCCUUUCAUCCUCAAAAUAUUUAGAUUGGCAUAAAGUUGCUAAGUUUAAUUGUGUUUCUGUCGAUAAAACAGAAUCUGUCCUAAUGUCUGGAAGAUAGGACAGGCUUUUAAUACAAUUUUAUCAUUGAAUGUGCAGGGAACUACAUUGAAUACUGCUGAGAACAGUUUCUGGUUUGACUAAUUUGAAUAUUUAUAGUUUGUUAAGCUAUUUGUUACUUAUUGAGCCUUUUAGCUCAUGGAAAUAUUGUUUUUCCCUGUUGUUACAGGUUAGUAUAUUAUAUAACAGCUUAUAAAUACUUGAGAAGAGUACUUCAACCAGCCGAAGACACAGCUUGGCAGCUAAGUUGGUAAUAUAAACUUGUUCUCUGACUAAAACCUUGUCAUGGCUCACAGCUAGUUCUAAACAAGCUGGUCAUGUAAAAGUUCUUUUGUGUACAAAACUUAGUUUUCUACUUGAAAAAUAGAGCUGUACCUUUUGUUGGUAAUGUAAAUAUGCUGUUUUGUGUAAUUAAGCUCUGGGGCUAGGCAUAAAUCAAGCCAAGCUUGUGGAUUGUAUGUAUAUAAAAUCCAUUUUGGAACUUAUAUGCUCGCUAGUUACAUUUUGAGCUUAAGAGUGUUCUUUAUGAAUCAGUGAAAUGAUUUCUAGAUUUAAUGCAGUGAGAUUGUCAACUCAUGAAUAGAAUUCCAUUAUUAGA